UCUUCUUCAACCUCUAUCAACCAUGUCUGAUUCUGAUCCCUCCUCCAGUUACUUCAAUGAAUGUUUCAAUCUCAACCCUUUCAACCAUUUCUUGCCCUCUGCACAUACUUCAAAUCCAUCUUCACAUGCUCCUAACCAUGCCUACAAUAUUUACUCAAAUACUAACCAUGGAAAUUCUCUUACUCAAUAUUUUCAGGCUUCACCUCCCUCUCCUCCUCUCAAAGAAGCUCUUCCCCUUCUCAGUUUAAGCCCAACAAAGCAUGAAGAACCAGAGGAUUCCUAUAGUGCCAGCAAGGAGAUGGAGAAAAAUAAGGACAAAGAAGAAAGUUGCUACUCUAGUUUGGGUGAUGAUGGAACUGUCACCUUAGCUCUUCAUUUGGGACUCCCCAGCCCUAGUUCUUCUUCUGAUUUAAUCUCAAGGUUUUCAGCUGCUGAUGAUCAGCAGUUUUCAGCUACUGCUGUGGCAGAUAAAGAAGAUGUCACUGUAGCUUCAUAUUACCAAUCAAAUACACUCAACAAGGGUCAAUAUUGGAUCCCAACUCCUGCUCAGAUUCUGAUUGGACCUACACAGUUUUCAUGUCCCCUUUGCUUCAAGACCUUCAAUAGAUACAACAACAUGCAGAUGCAUAUGUGGGGGCAUGGAUCUCAGUACAGAAAGGGGCCAGACUCUCUAAGAGGAACGCAACCAACGGCCAUGCUGAGGCUCCCUUGCUAUUGCUGUGCACCAGGAUGCAGGAACAACAUUGAUCAUCCAAGGUCAAAACCUCUCAAAGAUUUUAGAACUCUUCAAACCCAUUACAAAAGAAAGCAUGGAAUCAAGCCUUUGACGUGUAGAAAAUGUGGGAAGGCCUUUGCUGUCAGAGGUGAUUGGAGAACCCAUGAGAAAAACUGUGGGAAGCUUUGGUAUUGCACUUGUGGGUCUGAUUUCAAGCACAAAAGGUCUCUCAAAGAUCAUAUUAAGGCAUUUGGGAAUGGGCAUGCAGCUUAUGGCAUUGACUCUUUUGAUGAAGAUGAACCAGCUUCUGAAAUUGAGCAAGACAAUGAAUCCUCUCAGUGACAUAGGAAAUGCUGCAAUACAACUUCACAUGAUCAUAAUGAAAUUCAUGUUUUUGUGCAUUGGUUAUUU
Messenger RNA from Durio zibethinus, 1126 nucleotides. Its product is annotated as zinc finger protein WIP2-like. Gene Ontology annotation, cellular component: nucleus. Lineage: Eukaryota; Viridiplantae; Streptophyta; Magnoliopsida; Malvales; Malvaceae. Gene Ontology annotation, biological process: anatomical structure development; regulation of gene expression. Gene Ontology annotation, molecular function: DNA-binding transcription factor activity. The record is from RefSeq and is a predicted model, not a curated record.